AACAGUACUUGGUGGUACGCAAAGUCAUUGCAAGGUUAAGUGUAUAUCAUACAAUGUAUAAAAGGGGUGAAUUCAGCAAUUUUGUUUUAUAUACAAGUCGACUCAGCGCGGGAGCACAUCUAACUGGACUACUGCUAACAUGUCCUUCUCAGCAAAAGUAAUUCUCGCCUCUUUGGCCGUUUGUGUGGUGGGCGCUUCAGCUGGCGAUUGUCCCAGCGUGAACGUCGAGCAGAACUUUGACUUGCAGAAGUUCAGUGGUCGUUGGUACCAGUACUCGACAUACAGCUCUAUGGAGCCUGGAAAGUGCGCCUAUCACGAAUAUACCGACAAUGGCAACGGCACCCUCGGAUUCAGCGCAUUUACCUAUUUGCCCAAGAAAAAUAAAGAUAUGACAAUCUAUGGCCUUAUCUACCCCGCCAGUGAAGCCACUGAUGGAAAGCUCUUGAUUACCUACUUCCACUAUGGAGAUGUGGCUAGGAACUACUACGUGUUGGGAACUGACUACAAAAACUAUGCCAUUGUUUGGUCUUGCAGGAAAGACGGUUCGGAUGCUCGUCAGUCCUCCUGGAUCAUGACCCGCAAGCGCGUGCCCUCUGCUUCCGUGGUGGAAUCUGCCAACGCUGUCGUCGACCAAAACAGAAUUGCAAAGCAAUAUGUUCUCACUGACCAGUCUAACUGCGACUAAUUAAUUUUUGUGAAAUACCUUUUGGUUUGUUUCGACACAAAAAAAAUUUGUUCAAUCUUGUGAAAGAUGGCCCUUAUUUAUUCGAAAUGCCUUUGUUACAAUUGGUUGUAAUCAAUAAAAUCUGAUCUUCAGUUUGAUAAACAAAAAAAUUGAAUUAAUAAAAAAAUCUAAAUUUCA
This is a messenger RNA of Neocloeon triangulifer, 862 nucleotides long. RefSeq names its product apolipoprotein D-like. Gene Ontology annotation, molecular function: pigment binding. The transcript has 6 exons. Bases 140 to 685 code for a protein of 181 amino acids. The record is from RefSeq and is a predicted model, not a curated record. Lineage: Eukaryota; Metazoa; Arthropoda; Insecta; Ephemeroptera; Baetidae.